Messenger RNA from Cladophialophora immunda, 2961 nucleotides. RefSeq lists its product as uncharacterized. Gene Ontology annotation, cellular component: cytoplasm. The transcript has 3 exons. Lineage: Eukaryota; Fungi; Ascomycota; Eurotiomycetes; Chaetothyriales; Herpotrichiellaceae. Bases 320 to 2338 code for a protein of 672 amino acids. Gene Ontology annotation, molecular function: protein binding. The record is from RefSeq and is a predicted model, not a curated record. Gene Ontology annotation, biological process: cytoskeleton organization; cell surface receptor signaling pathway.
CAAUGACCUCCCCGGAACCCGUAUCAGUGCGAUAACGACAUUCGCAAUGCUCUUUCACCCCUUCUUACAGGACACCAGUUGAUCCAGUCCUUGAAAUCGCCAUUGUUCUGUCCGUGAACGAAGUAGACGAGCAUGCCUUGAGCCGAUUCUUUCUGCGCACUCUCCCACGUCUGACUUCCAGGCCAAACGACCGCCAGCAAACCCACCGACCGCACCACUUACCGCGUGACCCCUUCACCGAUUCCCUCCUCUCGGUCUCUACGAAGGAGGCGAGGCGAUCUGCCAUCCCCGUCUAUUACGUCCUUCGCUCUGAACCACGAUGACUGACGGCACUGGGUCGGGCAGUAACAACCGAUCGAGUCAAUUUGGCGGUAGUGUGCCUCGACGUUUGUCAUAUGCUUCUGUGGCCUCAGGCGCAACUGCUCAGGCUCUUCACCACCCUACUCGAUCGGGUGCGUUCUCCCAUCUCGUGUCCUCGACCCCCAGCAGCUCGUACCCUCCUCAGUAUCAGCCGGAGCCACAAUAUCAAAGACGAUAUUCGGAGCAAGACCAGGACAGUCUCGGAGUCAACUCCUGGCGGAAACCAACGCCUCUACCUUCAUAUUCACGAAAGUUUGCCAACACAUCAGAUCUUGGAACGAACACGAUGUCCCCCAAUCCUUUCUUCAUCCCCUCCUAUCUGAGACAUUCUCGAUACAUGGCAAAGUUGGAAGCCGCGCACAAGGCCAAGGUGAAGAAAGAGCGGGAGCAACCAUCAGGAGGGUCUUCCGCGCACAACUCGUUCCCCACAGGUGUUGGAAAUACAAGAUUAGCGCCAUCGCAUCGUGGCAUGACCUACGAUAUAAUCGAAAGCAAUCCUCCUAAAGAGGAGGACGUAUUACCUCCGUUGCCUUCGAGGUGGAGCGAGCAGGACAAAUACCCCGGGCUAGAUAUCAUUGAUGGCCACGACCUGAAAUACAGUGGCACCGCAAGCAAGGCCGAGAUCGAAGCAGCAUCUGUGAGAACGGAUCAUGCAAUGCCGGUUGCGUGUGGGAUAUACUAUUUUGAAGUGUACAUCAAACAGAAGAGCAAGGACACAGCUAUAGCCGUUGGGUUUUCCACAAGUGAAGCGUCACUUGAGCGGUUACCGGGCUGGGAGACACAAUCAUGGGGAUAUCAUGGGGAUGACGGAAAGAUGUUUUUCGGGGAGCAUUCAGGUCGUGGCUACGGCCCAACCUUUGGCACAGGCGAUAUCAUUGGGUGUGGAGUCAACUUCAACACCGGUCAGGCCUUCUUCACCAAGAACGGACAGGACCUUGGUGUAUGUUUCCGGGAGCUGAAAAAGGACGUAAAACUGUACCCCACGAUCGGUAUGAAAAAGCACUCCGGCGCGCUAUUGGCAGGCAAUUUCGGUCAGGAACCUUUUGUCUUUGACAUCGAUGAUAAGAUGCUCACCGAGAAGGCGAUUGUGUCAAGAGAGAUUGCGAAAGCCAAAGUCACAUCGUUACGACCGCAACGGGACGAGAGCACCCUCAUUCAGGAGUUGGUGGCGCACUUCUUAGCUCACGACGGCUACGUUGAAACAGCAAAGGCAUUCGCAGAGGAAAUGAGAACAGAGAAGCAAUCGUUGAACAAUGCGCUUCCUUCAAAUACGUCGACACCCCGCGAACGGGACGACACUGACGCAGUCCACCGACAACGGAUACGUCGUGCAAUUCUCUCUGGAGAUAUCGACCAAGCCUUUGACAUCACUGAAACACAUUUCCCUACCGUUCUAACAGAAAACCCCGACAUUCUUUUCCGACUGAAAUGCCGGAAAUGGAUCGAACUCAUUGACAAGUCGACCGAACUCGAUACACCAAAACACGCGCCGGGGCAUGAGCGGAAGGCUAGUAACCGACCGGAAAACGUUUCUGGGGUAGAUGACGAUUUUGCCCAAGACAUGGAACUUGACGAGCAGCCGAAUGGCAGCAGCCGUGCUAAUGGCAUAGGGAAGUCGCGGGCUAAUGACAGCGCCUUGCAACACGAUCAGCUCCUCAAUGAGGCGAUGUUGUACGGCCAAGAACUGCAUAGAGAAUUCCGAGACGUGGAUGAGGAAUAUGCAAAGGCAUUGCGGGAUAUCUUCAGCCUGGUGGCAUACGAUGACCCUAGGGGCAGCGUCAAUGGACACCUUUUGGAUCCUGCCGGCAGAGUUACAGUCGCAGAGGAGCUGAACUCUGCCAUUCUAGUGUCACUUGGGCGUUCCCCUUCGGCUGCCUUGGAGACGGCGUGGAAGCAGACGGAAGCUUUGCUCGAUGUUCUCAGCGAAGAUGGCGGGCCCGCGGCUUUCGUCAAUCUCCAAGCAACGUUCUCGUCUUGACCGUUGAUGAUUAUCAAGGCGACAUCCUUUCGCCGUACCUUCCGAUGGGAGGCUCAUCUGGUUGUGCGGCUUUACCGGAUAAUCUCGUUGGCGGCUGGGGAGGGCUGAGCAGGAUGUUGCCAUACUCUAUGAUUCGUCCUUUGAUGGGAUUUUGUUGGGAGGGAACGCUCAUCUCAUGGCGGGGGGCGCUGGCGGCUUGGGGGACACCGGAAUAGUUUCGACAGCAUCACAAUGGAACAGCGAGUCCCACGGGCCCGGGACAAGGGAUAUACAAACCACCCUUAUGCAAUCUGUACCUAGAGAAGAGGCAGAUCUUUGCAGCCCCGAGCAAUCGACGAUCUGAGCAAAGUCCAACGUCGUGGCCCUGCUCGUGUUGUUUGAAGGUUGUUGCCAUCAAGACCUUGCUGAACCUGUUGCGGGUCACAACACCAGAGAGGUCGUUGUAUAGCAAAAUUCUCCUGCCCGAAUUCCCUUGUCCUCAUCUCGGCUUUGCAUUGAUAGGUGACUGCCCACGACAUCACAGUUGCUGGCUUGUAUAGCAUGAGCAACGUCCUGACCCCUGUCCUAUCCAUUGCCAGCUUUACGCCGCAGCAGCCGCUUCUUGCAGUUCCGCGACUUUCCCC